ACGCGCGAGCAGGAGCGCGUCUACCUGCCCGAGCGCGCCGCCGAGCCCCUGCUGUCCCUGGACGAGGAGGUGGCCCUCGCGACGGAGGUGCAGGCCCUCGUGGCGCUGCGCGCGAAGCGGAGCGAGCUGAAAGCGGCGCUCGGCCGCGAGCCGUCCGGCGGCGAGUGGGCGAACGCGACGGGCUACGCGAACUACGGCGCCCUGCGGACCCGCAUGGGCCACAUGAAGGCCUGCCGCGAGGAGCUCAUCCAGCGGAAUUUGCGGCUCGUGCUCUCGGUCGCGAAGCGCUACGGCGACUGCGGCCUCGCGUUCACGGACCUGUGCCAGGAGGGCAACUUCGGCCUCGCCAAGGCCUGCGACCGCUUCGACCCGUCCAAGGGGUUCCGCUUCUCGACCUACGCGGUCUGGUGGAUCCGCCAGGCCGUCGCGCACGCCGUCGCGCACCAGUCGCGGACGAUCCGGCUCCCGACGCACGUGCACGAGAAGCUGCGGCGCAUGAAGAAGCACAAGGUGGCGCUGGAGAAGCAAACCGGCCGCGACGCCACGGACGACGAGAUCGCGCGCGAGAUGUCGCUCGACGCGGACAAGCUCCGGCGGCUCCGGCGCGCGGCGCGGGGCACGGUGUCGACGGACGUCGACGCGGAGAAUUUGGGCAGCCGGCGGGGCGCGGCGCCGGGCAACGGCCGGCGCGGCGCGUCCUACGCCAGCGGCGCCCAGCUCGCGGACCUGCUCCACGACGCGACGCAGCACCCGGAGCGCGACGCGGCCGAGUCGCUGCUCAAAGACGAGGUGCGGCGCAUGCUCGACGACGACCUCGAGGACCGCGAGGAGGACGUGCUCAACCGCCACUUCGGCCUCGACGGCCGGAGGCCCGAGACGUUGGCGGAGAUCGCCGUGCGCUUCGACCUGACGCGCGAGCGCAUCCGGCAGAUCGAGAAGUCAGCGUUCGCGAAGCUCCGCCAGCCGCACCGGUCG
This is a messenger RNA of Aureococcus anophagefferens, 975 nucleotides long. RefSeq lists its product as hypothetical. The annotation marks the transcript as partial. The transcript has a single exon. The record is from RefSeq and is a predicted model, not a curated record. NCBI's taxonomy places the organism in Eukaryota, Pelagophyceae, Pelagomonadales, Pelagomonadaceae. Gene Ontology annotation, molecular function: DNA-binding transcription factor activity. Gene Ontology annotation, biological process: DNA-templated transcription initiation; regulation of DNA-templated transcription.